Molecule: messenger RNA, 2675 nt
Organism: Ficedula albicollis (Collared flycatcher)
Lineage: Eukaryota; Metazoa; Chordata; Aves; Passeriformes; Muscicapidae
Gene: TBC1D24
Product: TBC1 domain family member 24
Exons: 7
Coding region: 25-1710 (561 amino acids)
Source: RefSeq, a predicted model, not a curated record
AUGUGAUUUGCUUCUCUUGGAGCCAUGGAUGAAUACAGCUGCUUUGUGGACUGGGACAAAAUGGACGUGAGUGCCCAGAGCCAGGAUACAAAAGAGCUCACCUGCACAGACUUCCAUGAGCUCAAGCAGCUGGCCCGGCAGGGCUACUGGGCCAAAAACCACUCUCUGAGAGCCAAAGUGUACCACAAACUCAUCAGCAAUAUCCCAUGCCGCACAGUGACUCCGGAUGCAAACGUGUACCGGGACAUCGUGGUGAAGAUCGUUGGGAAGCGCAGCAGCAGCUCCCUUCCACUGCCAGAGUUCGUGGACAACAGCCUGGUCCCCACGUACUGCCUGAACGCGGAGGGCGUCGGGGCCGUCAGGAAGAUCAUCCUGUGCAUCGCCAACCAGUUCCCGGACAUCUCCUUCUGCCCGGCGCUGCCCUCGGUGAUCGCGCUGCUGCUGCACUACAGCAAGGACGAGGCCGAGUGCUUCGAGCACGUCUGCCGCAUCCUGGCGUGCAACGACCCGUCCAAGCGGCUCAUCGACCAGACCUUCCUGGCCUUUGAGUCCUCCUGCAUGACCUUCGGGGACCUGGUGAACAAGUACUGCCAGGCGGCCCACAAGCUGAUGGUGGCAGUGUCCGAGGACGUGCUGGAGGUGUACUCAGACUGGCAGCGGUGGCUCUUCGGAGAGCUGCCCAUGGCGUACAUUGCGCGGGUCUUCGACGUCUUCCUGGUGGAAGGGUACAAAGUUCUCUAUCGCGUUGCGCUGGCUCUUCUGAAAUUCUUUCACAAAGUCAGAGCUGGGCAGCCCAUGGAGUCUGACAGCAUCCAGCAGGACAUUCGAGCCUUCGUCAGGGACAUCGCCAAGUCGGUGUCCCCAGAGAGGCUCCUGGAGAAAGCCUUUGCUAUCCGCCUUUUCUCUCGCAAGGAGAUCCAGCUCCUGCAGAUGGCCAACGAGAAGGCUUUGCAGCAGAAGGGCAUCACAGUCAAACAGAAAAGUCUUGCACUUCCCAAAAGGCAGAAUGUGCACUUGGCAGUUCAUGCUGAAAACUUCAAAUCAGAAAUUGUCAGUGUGAAGGAGAUGCGGGAUAUCUGGUCGUGGAUCCCAGAGCGAUUUGCACUGUGCCAGCCUCUCCUACUUUUCACCACUUUGGAACAUGGCUGUAGUCUGAGCAGGUUCUAUUCCCACAGCGAGGGACACGAACCAACUCUGCUCCUCAUCAAGACAACAGCAAAAGAGGUCUGUGGGGCUUACCUGUCCACUGACUGGAGCGAGCGCCGACGAGGAGGGAAUAAGCUGAGUUUCUUUGGAACUGGGGAGUGCUUUGUGUUUAGGCUGCAGCCAGAAGUGGAACGCUAUGAGUGGGUGAUCAUAAAGCACCCAGAACUAGCCUCGACUGGAUCAGAGACAGAAAACCAUGCCCAAACAGCUUCCAGCACCCUUUCCUCCAGCAGCAUCCCCUCAGAGCCCUCAGAUCGCCUUUCUCCCUUCUUAGCAGCCAGGCACUUCAACUUGCCUUCCAAAACAGCCUCCAUGUUCAUGGCUGGCAGCAGCGAGUGCAUCAUUGUAGGUGGUGGUGAUGGCCAGGCUCUGUACCUCGAUGCGGAUCUGAACCACGGCAGAACCAGCCACUGCAACACCUUCAAUAACCAGCCACUGUGCUCUGAAAGCUUCCAGAUCUCCAUCCUGGAGGUAUGGGGCUUCAGGGACACCAUGAAUGGUUGAUGUGACUAUCAUUAAUCAGCUAGUUUUUCAGUUGUCCGGGUAAAUUCCAGUACAGAAGCUGAAUUAGAACAUCCUGCUGGGCUCAGUGCUGUGAGUGCACUUGCAUGCAGGCCUAGUUGUUUACUCUUACUUUAUUUAAGACAGGUCAAGGUGAAGUAAUGUGUCUGGUUAACUGCUUGUCCCUUUACCUCUAGAGAUCUGUAUUCAGUGACUAUUGGUAACAAUGAAAAUGUGGUGGGUUCAGAGGUGGAUACAGGUCUGAAUCAUGGGAUAGGAUUAAGUCCAUUGUUCCUCAGAGGCACAGCCCUGGCUGAGUUGUGCUGCAGAGCCCUGAGCCACUGGCACCAGUACCUGGCCUGAGCCAGGAAUAUCAAAUGUCUCCUCACAGGGAACACUGGUGACCUCAGAUUUCACAUAAAACAGUAGUUCAUAACUCCCUGCUCUCCUAUGAGCAGACACUGUGCAGACAGAUCAGUACUAUUAAGUUAUGAAGCUCUUACAUUCACACCAGAGCCAUGAGUGCUGAUCUACUUGUACUAAAACCUUUGACAUGUUCCGGUUGCAUGUUUGAACAGUCUGCCUCUGAGAAAUGCAUCCAGGCUGGAUGGUGAUAUCUCCAAGUCUUGAUUUUGUUUACAUUCCUAUUCCAUAUCAGUAGGAUGACUUCGCAGUCACUCCCUGUGUCAGGCAGCUGAAAGCCAGAGAGUAUCUGCAGUGCUCAGAAAUGCUCCUUUCCUCUUCUUUUCUGGGAGCUGAAAUGAAGCUUUAAAUCUGAAAAUAACUGUGCUGAUAUCCCCGUGUGUUUGGAGAAUUAGACAUGGUGAUAAUGGGAACCUAAUCCUCUCCCCACGAGAAAGGAAGGCAGGAGGCAAAUCUGGGAGUGAAUGAGUUUCCCAGGAGAACUGGAGGCAACACUGUUUCUCCAGAUGUCUUCCCAGUGAGACAUCCCUCCUGAGAAGGUAACA